AGUACCGUUAAUAUUGCCUUUAAAGAUUUUAAGAUUAUUAAUUGAAAAACCAUUUAAACAUUAUUUGACAGGUUUUAUUCAAAUUUUAUCUCAUAUAUGUUUGGUGCAUGCUGGCUAAAGAAUAAGUGCUGUAUUAAUAUUUCAGUUUAGUGAGAUUAUCAUCAUAUUCUUUAUAAAACGAUUUCGUAAACAAUUAUGAUUCAGGUAAGAUAUCGGAAACUUUUUAUUGGUGGCAUUGAUCCCGAAGUAGCAGAGAAUGAUCUAAGAGAGUAUUUCGAAAAAUAUGGCGUCAUCAGUGGUUGUACAAUUCAUCGAAACAGGGACACGGGAACAUCUAGGGGUUUUGCGUUCAUCACUUUCAAAGAAGCAACUUCUGUAGAUGCAGUACAAAAUAGUCGUCCGCACAUCAUAAAUAGUUGUGAGGUAACUACAAAAAGAGCGGUGCCAAGAGAACUAUUUCAAGCUUUUGACGGACUUUUAACAGUUAGUAAAAUCUUUGUCGGUGGACUAAAAUCUGAAAUUCAAGAAACCGACUUGAGAGAUUAUUUUUCAAGCUUUGGAAGAGUUUGUAGAGUAGAUAUUAUGGUCGAUAGAAACACAAAUACGAUGAGGGGAUUCGGAUUUGUUGAAUUCGACGACUAUGAUCCCGUGGACAAAGUAAUCUUGCAAGGAAAUCAUGCGAUACUUGGACAAGAUAUUACUGUCAGAAAAGGUAAUUCAUUACAUUAUGAAUAG
Messenger RNA from Parasteatoda tepidariorum (common house spider), 735 nucleotides. RefSeq names its product heterogeneous nuclear ribonucleoproteins A2/B1. Lineage: Eukaryota; Metazoa; Arthropoda; Arachnida; Araneae; Theridiidae. Gene Ontology annotation, biological process: regulation of translation. The record is from RefSeq and is a predicted model, not a curated record. Gene Ontology annotation, molecular function: mRNA binding.